AUGUCACAAAGUCAAACUUAUUUGGUUACUGGGGGUACGGGAUACAUCGCCUCAUAUGUUAUUCUUGAUUUAUUAGAACAAGGUAAUAAAGUUAGAACAUCAAUUCGUAGUAAAUCUAAAGAAAGUCAAAUUCGUAAAUCAUUAGUUGAAUCUAGUGGAAAUGGAUUAACUAAAGAAAAAGUUGAUGAAAAUUUAGAGAUUUUUAUUGCCGAUUUAGUUAAUGAUGAAGGCUGGGAUGGUAAAUUUGAUGGUGUUGAUUAUGUUCUUCAUAUUGCAUCUCCAUUAACAAAUCCUUAUAGUCAAAAUCUUGAUGAUUUUGUUAUCCCUGCAACUAAAGGAACUAAAAGAGUUUUAGAAUUAGCUGCCAAAUCUCCAUCUAUUAAAAGAGUAACUAUUACUUCAUCGUUUGCAGCCAUUGGAUAUGGUCAUCCAGAUGAUAGAAAGGAGCCAUUUACUGAAGAAGAUUGGUCUGUUAUUAGUGAUAAACUUAGACCAUAUCAAGUUUCUAAAACUUUGGCUGAAAAGGUAGCUUGGGAUUUUAUUAAAGAAAAUGAAGGUAAAAUAAAUUUUCAAAUUACUGUAAUUAAUCCAAAUCUUGUUAUUGGUCCUACUUUAAAAGAUUAUCCUGCUUGGUCAGCAUCAGUUGAAAUCUUUAAGAAUGUUAUUGAUGGAACUUAUUUAGAGAAGGGUUUACCACGUAGAUCAUUUAGUUUAGUUGAUGUUCGUGAUGUUGCAAAGAUUCACAUUGGAUCUUUACAUCAUCCAGGAGCAGCUAAUGAAAGAUUUAUUCUUAAUAAUGGACGUCCAUAUUCUUUCUUAGAAAUUGCUAACAUUGUGAGAGAUCUUUAUAAGGACACUAAUCCGGAAUUAGUGGCUAAGAUUCCUACAAAGGAAGAUUUAUCAACUCCACCAGAUUAUCCAAAGACUGGUAGUAUUACAAAGGCAAAGACUACUUUCCAAUGUGAGCCAACUCCUAAUGAAAUUACUAUUCGUGAUACAGUUGACAAUCUCAUUGCUCUUAAGAAAUUAUGA
Molecule: messenger RNA, 1032 nt
Organism: Scheffersomyces amazonensis
Lineage: Eukaryota; Fungi; Ascomycota; Pichiomycetes; Serinales; Debaryomycetaceae
Product: SDR family oxidoreductase
Exons: 1
Coding region: 1-1032 (343 amino acids)
Molecular function (GO): oxidoreductase activity, acting on the CH-OH group of donors, NAD or NADP as acceptor
Source: RefSeq, a predicted model, not a curated record